AUGUCAUUACAAGACGGCACUGUCGAGAACGGCGCGGAACCGACUUACAAACACGAUGAGACGGCGAAGCCCACAAUUGAGGAAGAGACGCGAGUUGACAUGAUCAAGGAUUGGAUCAAAACGUGCGACGAGCAUCAUGGCUCUCCAUGCGUUGUACCCAAAGCGGACGCGGUCGCAUGGCCUACAUGGCUCAUUGACGUUGUAAACGCAUGCGUAAUUGAGGGUGAGGUUGCCGAGCGUUAUCUCACCCUCAGCUACGUAUGGGGCGGAGUGCAGACUUUACAGUUGAAUAAAGACAAUAUCGAUCGGUUGAGGCAGCAAGGAAGUCUCGUGAAAGAAGUAGUGACCCUACCCAGGACGAUACGAGAAGCUCUGGAAGUUACACGAUUUCUCGGACAGCGAUACAUUUUCGUUGACCAGCUUUGUAUCGUUCAGGAUGAUCAGCAGCAUAAAAUGACCGAGAUUCAAAACAUGACAGAGAUCUAUGGGAACUCUUACCUAACUCUUGUCGCUAUCACAGGUAGUACGGCCGACACUGGCCUGGCUGAUACUUUCGACAGAUGGAUACACCAAUCUCCGUCGGGCAUCAAGUAUCUGGAUGCUGACCACGAUUACUCGUUGACGCACGAAAUUACCGAGGGUAGUACAUGGAAUCAACGAGGAUGGUAA
Alternaria arbusti is the source of this 669-nucleotide messenger RNA. RefSeq lists its product as uncharacterized. The transcript has a single exon. The record is from RefSeq and is a predicted model, not a curated record. NCBI's taxonomy places the organism in Eukaryota, Fungi, Ascomycota, Dothideomycetes, Pleosporales, Pleosporaceae. The coding region runs from base 1 to 669 and encodes 222 amino acids.